CCUAUCCACAUAUCAAUCUUGUAUAACAACUGAGGAGCAUUUCUAGAUCGUAGAGGAGGGUUAGCGAUCACCGUCAAUUUUCUCGGACUAGCCUCUUACCAAAUCUCGUUGUUGUCUAACUCUCUUUCAUUCACGUUCGAGCGGCACGGAAGAAUAUGUCAGCUUCUGAACUCGGGCUGGAGCUGUCUGACACUCCGAUCCCAGGGCUGGACAAGGCUCUUGGCGACGGUCUGACGGAGCACCUGAAUGAAGUAAAGUGAGGGACCAGUACCGCGAAGCUAAUUCUCUUCGCCACAUUGCGGUCAGCAGCUGACGUGCAUCUGGGCAUCACCUCGUCGCUGCUGCAGACCUGGUCUGGCAUGGGAACGAAAAGAACUCCACAUUGCGUACUACGCUCCCGAGGGGAGCGACGAUAGCGCCGGGAAGUGGCUUACUGACAGCAACGGCAAGCGUACGGACGAGAAGCGCAAGAUGCUCGCGGGUCUGUCGGGAUAUACGAUCACCGGCCUCGUCUUCAUCCGGCUGCUGUGGACCGAUCCGUCUCUGCGCGGGCAGGGAAUCGGCGAUGCACUCAUGCGGAAAGCGGAAGACGCAGGGAUAGAGCGAGGCUGCGUGUCAAUGUUUGUGGACACGAUGAGCUUUCAGGCGCCAAGCUUUUACAGGCGGCUCGGCUACAAGGAGAUUUAUUCAAUCGAACGUUGCUGGGGCUUGGACAUACAGAGAAUUUAUUUCCAGAAAGAUCUGCAGAUUCAGGCAAAUAGUUACUGAGCAUGCAAAUGCUUAGCACUGGCCGAAUUGUUGCGAGUCCGAGUCGUUUCGAGGUGGAGACGCCGAUCACAUCAAUGCAUCCAACGCCCAAACAAAAAGGCGUCGAGCAUUCGACAUCCGGUGCAAUCACCUGCACAGUCCACCUGCACUGGUUGCUGACAUCAAUUGAAGAGAGCGCAGUGUCUAAAAGGAGAGAUGGCUUCACUUUCCGAUGCUGCCCAACCAUGCGAAGCCGCUGGCAUCGGGGUAAUCUCCGCCCAAAGCACUAGCCC
Molecule: messenger RNA, 1040 nt
Organism: Tilletiaria anomala UBC 951
Lineage: Eukaryota; Fungi; Basidiomycota; Exobasidiomycetes; Georgefischeriales; Tilletiariaceae
Product: acetyltransferase family protein
Exons: 1
Coding region: 472-768 (98 amino acids)
Molecular function (GO): acyltransferase activity, transferring groups other than amino-acyl groups
Source: RefSeq, a predicted model, not a curated record